AUGUCCACCGUCAUUGUAUUUGGGCCAACCGGCAACAUCGGAUCCGUCGCGGCCCGCACUGCCCAAGAGCAUGGAGCGAAGGUCGUCCUAGCGAUGCGUGAUCCAACGAAGCCAAUUCCGGGUCUCAGCGCGCAGCAAGAGCAAGCUGGCGGGUUCGAAAGAGUCCAAGCCGAUAUGGCGGACGCCGAGUCCGUCGCUGCGGCCACCAAGAAAUUCGGAGCCAAGCGUGCCUUCAUUUACGCAGCCAUGGGCUCGAAAGACCACAUGAAGUCGACUCUUGAGGCUCUACAAUCCUCUGGUAUUGAAUUUGUCGUUUUCCUGAGCAGUUACACCAUCUCCGGCGAGCCCAAGGACGUCGAGCCCAGCGAUCUCAUCCCUUACGUGCACGCGCAGGUGGAACUCAACCUCGACAAGGUCUUCGGUGUGGAAAACUACGUUGCCGUGCGGCCUGGAGGCUUUGCUACGAACAUUCUGCGCAAUAAGAGUGAUAUUCACUCGGGAGAAGUGAAGAUUUUCACACCGAACUUCAAGCUUGAUUGUGUCACGCCUGGUGAUAUGGGUCGUGUCAGUGGAACUAUUCUCGUUCAGGGACCGAAGAAUGGUCAGCGCAAGGUCUAUGUCUAUGGCCCGAGGGUUAUCUCGAUGUCCGAUGCUAUUCAUGUUGUUGCGAAGGUUCUGGGGAAACCGGUUACCAUCACGACUAUCAAUGCGGAGGAGGCCUUGGAGCAACACCUGAGUCAUGGCCUGCCUGAGCCGUUUGCCAAAUAUAUGAUUCGGAGAUUCGGAACCGAUGAAGAUGCAAAUGUUUCGCGCGCUCAUUAUGAGGAGGGGGUCCGGAAUGUGCAGCUUUACACUGGAAGACCUUCAACUGGGUUUGAGGAGUGGGUGACUGAGAAUAAGGAUCUCUUCAGCGUGUAG
Messenger RNA from Penicillium nucicola, 918 nucleotides. RefSeq names its product NmrA-like family protein. The record is from RefSeq and is a predicted model, not a curated record. Lineage: Eukaryota; Fungi; Ascomycota; Eurotiomycetes; Eurotiales; Aspergillaceae. The transcript has a single exon. The coding region runs from base 1 to 918 and encodes 305 amino acids.